Molecule: messenger RNA, 489 nt
Organism: Diprion similis
Lineage: Eukaryota; Metazoa; Arthropoda; Insecta; Hymenoptera; Diprionidae
Product: fungal protease inhibitor-1-like
Exons: 2
Coding region: 7-321 (104 amino acids)
Biological process (GO): negative regulation of peptidase activity
Molecular function (GO): peptidase inhibitor activity
Source: RefSeq, a predicted model, not a curated record
ACAGAGAUGAAACUGCUCCUGGUGUACUUGCUUGCUGUGACUGCGGCUGUGGCUAUGGCCCAGGGUCUGGUAUGUCCCAAGAAUUUUUGUGCUAGCCAGACGUGCAACGCUUCCGUAACAACGGAAAAUUGCGCUGCCCGAAGAAAAGUUUACAAAGCCAAUGCCACCUAUUGCAGAUGCUGCGCUGCAUGUCUCACUCCAGUCAGCAAAGGAGGAAUCUGUUAUUCCGUGGCUUUGACAGGUACGCCACCUAUAGCAGAAUGCGAAACAGGAACUUCAUGCAUUCUCAAUACGAGUGACAACAGCUAUACGUGUCAGUGAAACUAUCAUCACUCGACGGAAGGACCAAUCACUCGACUUACUGCGCAGGUGAUAUGCACUGAACCCGAGUCGGAACCGAAUCCAUAUGAUUUCCCUCCGUGAGUGACGCUGGCGGCUUUUCAAUGCUGUAUCAGUGAAAUAUGAAAUAUAUAAAAUAUGAUGAAAAUA